Messenger RNA from Eremothecium sinecaudum, 183 nucleotides. It is a transcript of the gene COX7, whose product is annotated as cytochrome c oxidase subunit VII. The transcript has a single exon. Bases 1 to 183 code for a protein of 60 amino acids. Lineage: Eukaryota; Fungi; Ascomycota; Saccharomycetes; Saccharomycetales; Saccharomycetaceae. The record is from RefSeq and is a predicted model, not a curated record.
AUGGGUAAGAGAAUCAUUGACAUGCAAAGAUUGUACCAAUCAUCUACAAAGCCUAUAUGGAUGAGACAUCCUAGAUCCCCAUACUACUUGUAUCCUUUCUGGGGUCUGUUUGCAGUUGUCCUUGUUGCACCAUUGUUGUAUAUUCCAAAUGCUAUUGCAGGUGUUAAGGCUAAGAAAAAUUGA